Messenger RNA from Lodderomyces jiufengensis, 1761 nucleotides. RefSeq names its product Gap1p (gene GAP1). The coding region runs from base 1 to 1761 and encodes 586 amino acids. Gene Ontology annotation, cellular component: membrane. Gene Ontology annotation, biological process: amino acid transmembrane transport. Gene Ontology annotation, molecular function: amino acid transmembrane transporter activity. The record is from RefSeq and is a predicted model, not a curated record. The transcript has a single exon. NCBI's taxonomy places the organism in Eukaryota, Fungi, Ascomycota, Pichiomycetes, Serinales, Debaryomycetaceae.
AUGAGAAAUGGAAAAUAUACAAAUGAAGAUCAACUAAAGUAUGAAAAUUCCACCACUACAAAUACAUCAUCAUCUACAACAACGACGAGUGAGAAUCACGGAAUAUGGCAAAAUUUCAAGGAUUCAUUCAAACCAGCUUUAAAUAACAAAAAUAUCAAUGAACAAGAUGAUGAAAGUUUAACGGAUCUACAAAAAAUAAAUCAAAAUACAUCAAAAACAAAAUUACGUAAAGAUUUAAGCUCACGUCAUAUUCAAAUGAUUUCAUUAGGAUCUUCAAUAGGUACUGGAUUAUUUGUAGGUACUGGUGGUGCAUUAUCUCAAGGUGGUCCAGGUGGGAUUAUGAUUGCUUGGAUUUUAACAGCUUCAGCAGUAUUUGCAACAAUGCAAGGUUUAGGAGAAUUAUGUGUAACUUUCCCAAUAAGUGGAGGAUUUAAUGUUUAUGCAAGUAGAUUUAUUGAACCAAGUGUUGGAUUUGCAGUAGGUUGGAAUUAUUUUUUACAAUUUUAUGUAUUAUUACCAUUAGAAUUAGUUGCUGCUGCUAUAACUAUUCAAUAUUGGAGUAGUAAUAUAAAUUCUGAUGCUUUUGUUAUAAUUUUUUGGUUUUUAAUUUUAAUUAUUACAUUACUUGGAGUAAGAGGUUAUGGAGAAGUUGAAUUUAUUUUAAGUACUAUAAAAGUUUUAGCAGUUGUUGGAUUUAUUAUAUUGGGGAUAGUUUUAAUUUCUGGUGGUGGUCCAAAUAAACAAUUUAUUGGUGGUAAAUAUUGGCAUAAUCCAGGUCCAUUUGCAAAUGGGUUUAAAGGAGUAGCUUCAAAUAUUGUAACUGCUGCUUUUUCAUAUGGUGGAACAGAAUUAGUUGGAUUAACAGCAAGUGAAGCAAGUAAUGCUAGAAAAUCAUUACCAAAAGCUAUUAAACAAGUAUUUUGGAGAAUUAUUUUGUUUUAUUUUGGUUCAUUAGUAAUGAUAUCUUGUUUAGUUCCUUAUGAUGAUAAAAGAUUAAUGGGUUCAAGUUCAGUUGAUUUAGUUUCAAGUCCAUUUACAAUUGCUAUAGUGAAUGGUGGUAUAAAAGGUUUACCAAGUGUUAUAAAUGCAGUAAUUUUAAUUUCCGUAUUAUCAGUUGGGAAUUCAUCUGUAUUUGCAUGUUCAAGAACUUUAAAUUCUUUAGCUGAACAAGGAAUGGCACCAAAAUGGAUGGGAUAUAUUGAUAGAGCAGGUAGGCCAUUGGUUGCUAUUAUAAUUACUAAUUUAUUUGGUUUAUUUGCAUUAAUUGCCGCAAAUGAUAAUGCUCAACAAGCAGCUUUUGAUUGGUUAUUAGCAUUAUCGGGAUUAUCAACAAUUUUUACUUGGUUAACAAUAAAUUUAAGUCAUAUAAGAUUUAGAUCAGCAUUAAAAUUUCAAGGUAGAUCAUUAAAUGAAUUACCAUAUGUAUCUCAAACAGGUAUAUGGGGAUCUUAUUAUGGAUUAUUAUUAAAUUUUUUAUUUUUAAUAGCACAAUUUUGGGUUGCAUUAUUUCCUUUAGGUGGUAAACCAAAUGCUUAUGAUUUUUUCUUAUCUUAUUUGGGAUUUCCUGUUACUUUAGCAUUUUGGAUUGGUUAUAAGAUUUGGAAAAAAAGCUUUAAAUUAUAUUUAAAACUGAAUGAAAUUGAUAUUGAUUCUGGUAGAGUUGAUAUUGAUAUAGAUGUUUUACAACAAGAAUUAGCUGAAGAAAAAGCUAAAUUAGCUGAAAAAAAUUUACUUAUAAGAUUUUUUAAAUUUUGGUGUUAA